Messenger RNA from Paramecium sonneborni, 2165 nucleotides. The record is from the annotation of a GenBank genome assembly. Lineage: Eukaryota; Ciliophora; Oligohymenophorea; Peniculida; Parameciidae.
UAAUGAAUCAAAAUCUUAAUUAAGGAGAGGGCGAAGAAACUUAUCAAGAAUUAUUCGACAGUGCAUAAAAUUAAAAUUUUGAAUAAAUCCCUCUUGCUUAAACCAAUAACAUAGAGUUUGAAGAACCAAAUCAAUUGGAAGGUGUAGAAAAUAAAAAUGCUUUAACCAAUUGUCAUGGGUCGUUGAUUCCUCAUUAAUCAUAAAAUAGUGGUCAAAUUGGAAAUUUCUAAUAGUAAAUGGAUUUGCUUGUUAUUGAUUCAAAUGAAAAUAACAAUGCUAUCCUCUAUUUAGAUUUUUAAAAUGAGUCUGCAUUUUUUAAAGAUCAAUAAGAAGAUAACUUAUCUGAUGGUCAUUUCUUUUAAUAAGAUAGUCAAAAAGAUAAUCUAUUGAUGAACUAGAAUUUUGAAAAAUAAAUAAAUGAAGAUUGGAAUUAAUUUUCAUUCAACCUUAAUUUGAAUUUAACAAUUUAAAUGGCUAACUUAGAAAUUAAUUACUAAAACGAAGUCAUUAUAAAAUAGUCUCAAGUAAAAUUUAGAUAUAUUGAAAUUCUGUUCCCAAAUAUUGAGUUAUUAAAAGUGUCUUACCAAAAUGAACUCAAUGAAGAAAAUGAAAUAAACAGAUUGAUUGAAAAUCCUCAAGAGAUUACACCUCAAGAUUGGUAAUUCCUAACUGAUGAAGAAUAAAUUUCAAAGUAUUAAAUAGAAGUAGUAGAGUUUUAGAAAAAUGCCAAAAAAUAUAUAUCUAAAAAAUCCUAAGAAAAAGAUACGAAAAAACAAAAAUUGAAGUGGAUUUUUAACUAUAAUUCUUGGUUAGAAAAUUAGCAUAAAAAAAUAAUUGGCGAUCCCUCUAAAAAUGAAUUUCAUUCUAAUUAUCAAAAACUCAUUGAAAUACUCAUUAAAAUUGAUAAAAGUGUUAUAAAUUAAGAUAGGUUAAAUUAAUUUAAGGAAGAACCCUGUUUUGCAUUAGCAGGUUUAUUAACAAUUUUAUAUAUUAUACCAUGCGAUGAUAUCGAUCAAUUGUUUAGAUUUUUAGAAAUUGUAAAAGAUAUUAUUAUUUAAACUUAAUAGAAUGAUAGGAGGAUGAGAUAUGAAAACUUUUGUCAAGAAAAAGAGUAUGUCAAAAUUAUUGAAACAUUAUAAAAAGAUUUUAUUUAAAAAUAAGAUAAAUAGCACUUUAAUAUAGAUAUUAAUAAGCAUCUUAAUUAAAUGACAGAUAAAACUCUAUUUUAUAUACUUAGCUAUUUAUUAUUCUAUGAUUGGUGUUGUAGAAUUGAUUUAAAAAAUAAGAAAUACAAUUACAUUCAAAAAUAAUUAUAAGAGCUCAAAUAAUUAAUGAAUGAUUACCAAUAUGAUUAAGGGGAGAAUUAUUUCAAUCAAAAAUUAAAUAAUUAUUAGAAAUACGGUUUUUUACAAUUAAUUCAAAUUAUUAUCAAUUUUUCUUUUAUGAUUAACCAAUAAGAUAGAAAUAAACAUUCAAAAUUAUUUCAUUCAAUUUUACUAAAUUUAAGCUUUGUCAAGAUUGACAAGUUAACUAUAAAAUAAACAUUUAAUUUUAAAGAGAUUAGUGCCAUAAUAUUAUCGUUGUUUGAUGAAACUUUUUAAAUGGAUGACUAAAUAAUUCUUGAAAAUUUAAGAAAAGAUCAUUUCUUGUCAAGCUUUCUUAAGUAUUGUAUAUUAAAGGUAAACCAUCCUGUAAGUGAAAAGGAUUUAAACAAGUACAUUAUUUUAAAAUCAAUGGAAAACACUGCAUAGGUUGAAAUAUAGUUAAAAUUAUAAAAAAACUAUUUAAAUUUUUAAGUAAUUCAGAUAAUUGAAUACAUAGCUAUUAUAGAAUAUUAAGAUGAAGAAAAUUAUUUUAAAAAAUAGUUUUGUAAUUAUAUCAGUUAUUUGUACUAAUAAUAUUACAAUGAUUCUUAAGAACUCUAAAAUGAAUUAAAUUCAUAUUAAGAUGUUUUCUAUUAAAACGCAGAUAUGAACUUAUAAACUUUAUUGAAUGAAUUCACACAAUAUAAGCAUGGUUAGAUGAUUGAUGAUAUAUAUAAGGAGAUUAUAUAAUUUAAAAAGGAAAACAAGAAAGUAAAGUAUAAGUAUAUUUAGGUUAAAUAAAUUAAAAAUGAUUUAGAAGAAGAAUAGAUCCCGAACAAAAAGAUAAAGAAAGAGAAAUGA